AUGGAGGCCACCGAAUCGCGGUCCUCACACGACGGACUCGCCUUCAGUGUGCGCUCUCCGCAACGCGACCAGACCCCGCGCAGUCCGCUGAGCCCCAGAAGCCCAAUCGCCCCCCGCGACUCGAGAUCAGGAAAGCUGCCGAAACUCGCAACCGGAGGCAAGGAACCCCAGAGUGCCGUGACUGCUGGCCCAGGAGGAAAAUGGAUAAACAAGAUGCGCCAGCCAGGACCCUCAACAAAACCGCUACUACCGGCUACAGAAAGGAUAUCCGAGGAGGAAAGGAAUCAGGUCCCGAUACGCCGCAUGAGAGCUGACAGCUCUGCCGACGACAAGUUCGAAAUCACCCCCGAUGGAGGCUCUGCUGGACGUGAAGGACGUCAAUUCACCGUUGCCAACGUGGGCAAUAACGGUCGGAUAUAUCUGAGACGUGCUCAUUCCGACUCGACAGCUCAUGACGGUGCCACUACGAGCAGGGACUCCGAAGCUGAAGGCUUCAAAAUUGUCAUCUCCAAGCCGGGCGAUGAACGGCGGGCCAAAACUAUGGAGGAUCUGGAUGCGCCUCAUAUCCCCCUCCUAGACAUUGAGAUUCCAAACUGGAAAUUAGGCAACCCACGAUUCACCGCCAGAGGCACUGCGUUCUUCAGAGGAUCGAGUUACGCCCCGACAGAAGAGUUUCCCCGCUCCAGUAACGUUUCUUUCCUCCAUCGGUCUCAGACCGGCGAACUCACUCCAAGAAUACCUGCGUCAAUAGCGUCCAAGAAGCCUAGUCCCAUCUCGAUUCCUCAAAUACGCCUGCCGCCCAUGGAACCCGCGAGACACAAUGGCCCCCUCAGUCCCGCUCCCAUGACAACACCUCGGCUGCCUGCAAUCCGCUCAACCUACAUGUCGACCCAUCUGGUCAUCGAACCAGCCAUGUUCGAUGCCCUCACCUUCAAACCGACAUGCGACGACAGAUCGAUAGUGCGAUACUCUCCGGCUACGGGUGCAGUGACAGCUGCUACCCCGCCUCGUCUCGUGGCCGAGUUUACCUCUCCAAGCUUUCUCGAUUAUGAACUCAUCUCCGACUUCUUCCUCACGUAUCGGUCCUUCCUCGAGGCUGGUGAUCUGCUGAAGAUGGUAAUGGCGCGCCUGCGAUGGGCCCUGGGCCGAAACGAUGAAAUUGGAAUGGUGGUACGAGUGCGAACGUUCGUCGCCAUGCGUCAUUGGAUCCUCAACUACUUCAUGGACGACUUCGUCAUUGAAUACGGCCUUCGCGUAUCGUUUUGCAAUCUUUUGAACGACAUGGUAGACGAGCUAUCAACAGAUCCUCGUGGUCGCAAGGUUCAACUCAAGAUCUUGGCGGAACUGAAGAAAUGUUGGCGGCGAGUGUGUGCUCAGUUUUGGGACGGACCGGAAUUUGACCCUUCUCUUGGCGCCAACGUGCCGAUAGCUCCUGGCGGAAUCGCAGGUCAUAGAAACGCCGGCCUAGAUCCUUCCUUCUGGGAGAGAGAGGACGCUGUCCCACAGCUGGAUGGCCUAUUUGCGCCCAUUCCCGAGGACAAGGAGCAGACAAGCUUCUACGCCGAUGUUUCCCGAGCUGGUCAUAUUGCUGACUCCCAACCCAUCAUCGACAGACCCGGCACACCAGAUAACCGCCAUGUUCAUGAGAUUGACAGACGGCUGGCAGCCUCACCUACCAGCAUCGCCAGCAUGGACAUCAUCUCCUGCUCUUUCCCGGGUAAGAACUCGAAAGGAACUCAACAUGGCAACAACUACACGUUGGGUGCUCACCCAGUGGCACCCGCCAGCUCGGUCUAUUCCAGCGCAGGGCCAGUGGCAACGACUCCAAGAGCUCUUGUUGGAAAGCGUGUACGGGCAGGGCACGGGCAUAAGAGAAACGGCAGCCUGACGGACUCGCUCAGAGAACGAGAGCAUAGUGCCGAAAAGACUGGUCUACCGGACACCGACUUCCUCAUGUCACUGCCUUUCGCUGGCAGCCUGGUUCGAGGAAAUCUGAUGCCUCCAGGUCAGCCGUACGUUGAAGUUAUGUCACCUAGCCUCGCCGGUGAUUUCCAGCGUCACACUACGGUCUUUCAAGUGCCGGGAGAGCAGCGGAGCGCAUCAGCCAUGUCUGGCCAGGGCAUGAAGAAGUUGAUCGGCAGCGUCCGACGUGCGCUGAGCACCCGAGGACAAGGCGUUUCUCCCACACAGGGUAACUUCAUCAACAUCUCCCCCAUAGGCCCGCGCGGGGCUACGACCAACCGCUUGCCCGGAACCGCCAUAGUCCCCCAGGCUAGACGGCAACAGACCGGAUUUCGGCCUCCUGUGCGUAUAGACCUUCUGGGCGCGGAGGUUGUGGAGGACUUCAAGAAGGCUGUUCGAGAAGACGCAGCCGCCGAGGCAGCGGACGAGGUCGCGAGACGCGGACAUCUGGACCCCACCGCUGCCGCUCUACACAGAGCUGUAUCCGAACAAGAUUUCGACUAUUCGGCGGCUCCCAAAGUUUCAUCUUUUGGAAGCAUCCCGGAAGAUGACGUAUUGAGGCCGGUCAGCGACAUGGCUAUCACUACCGGCAGCAAGUCUAUCGUCAUCGUAGAUGACACAAUCCAGUUUUCUCUGCCAGCAAUGCAUGGAGCUUUGCCCGCGACUGAGUCCGUGGAGGCUUUUGCCGACACCUUUCUGCCAGGUGGUGCGGAUCCAACGCCGCCGAACACACCCCCAGGCCAUGCCAUGGGCACACCUAGACGGUCGUCUUACUUGCUUAACCAACAUGUUGUCAGACCUUCCAUCUCGGUAGACCCACUGCCUCCCUUUGUGCCUGACCUGACAACUCUGGGCAAUGACCAAAGCACUCGCCCGUCGAUGGAUACUGAUCGUCCUUUGUCGGAGUUCAUCGGGGCUACCUCCAGCCGUCCUACUUUGUUAAGGUCAACGAAGAAGCACAUUCGGCAAAAGUCAAGCAGGACAAAUAGAUCCCUCGACUCGGCCGUCGUCCACCGGCGUACUACCUCGUUCGGAAGUACCUUCAACCCGCGCUCAACAGUCAAGAGCUUCGACGCGACCACAUACACUGAAGGCUCCGUCGCUGAUGAGGAUGAGCCGAGCCCCGUACCUCAGCCUCUUCGGAUUUUGAGGAGACGACCAGGCGGAGAUUUGCGCGCAUUCAACAACGGGGGUGACAGAGAUGCCUUGCCCUUGCGUAAGUCGCGGUCGGCUGGCUCCCUCACAACCUACUCUGAAUCCAUGCGGAGUUCCUAUUUGCAGAGCCCCAAGCAUGAUUCUAGCGCGUUCGUUGACGUCGUGUCGAGUGAGUUCUCCCAUCGAGGAGACGCGGAUAAUUUCUCCCUCGGCGCAAUGGCUGAGCCAUCGGCAAAAAGACAACUCUCGCUCUUCAGCACCCACUCGUCCAAGCCGAUCAUGCGUCCUUCAUUCGAAGCUGAGGCGCAGAAGCUCGCACAAAUUCCCGACGACGAAGACGAUGGUGGCGUAGAGUCAGCCUUGGCCAAGCUGGAAGGCAAGUAUGAGAAGAAAUCUUUCAAACUUUCCAUGGAGCCCACAAAUGCUCCUCUCCAAAGUGUCGAUACUGCGACGGAUGUUGAAGGUGAACCCGCUGAGGCUCAAAGGCAAGAAAAGAGAGGACAUCGUCAUUUGCAUGUUCUUCCUGUGGACGCCGCCGCCGUGGCCCAACAAGAAGAGGGAUCAGAGCCCCGUUCCAGCUUUCUCGACGUACCCAAUGGACCCCGAACCGAUGCGAGUUCGUUCCUGUCAGAUAACUCGGCAGGCUCGUAUUGCUCCAUUCCUCUUCUUGAACGCGGUUUGGCAGACGACGGCCAGAGUAAAGCAUCCGCGCGGGAAUGGACCAAUAUGUCUGUUCUUCAAGACCCCGAGGAAGAAAUAUCACCAGCAGUGACUCCUCGCCCUAUGUUCGAGGUAUCAUCUCACACAUCUUCGUACGAGUUCAUCCGAAAGACGGAGAGCCUGGAAAAGAUCAAGUUGGGCGAUUCCCCGCCUAGCGAGCAGUCAUUCUUGGACGACGACAGCGAUGGAGAAGACUUUGGUUCUGACCUGUCAUCCGAGCUGUCAGCCGAGAUUGUCGAGCCCGAAGAGUUUGCCAUGAAUCAAACACAACCUCUUCCGGACCGCAAUGCUCAUCGCAGUGCAUCCAUCUUGGAGUUUGAUCCUCGCCCCUUGAGAGAAUCGGCAAUGGGCCCUUCAGACAGCCGAGAACCUCCGUCGCCACCAAUGACGCUUGUCCAAGCUCUCCAGAUGUCACCUGAGGCAGUCCUGGUCCCCGAACUUCACGAACAUCAGGUGUAUCAGCAAAAGCCCCUACCACCGACUCCCGACACCACUCCAGGGGCGAACCUGCCCAACUCGCCACUUGAUCCUACCGGCACCAGAGAAGCACUGCGCGGGCAACCAAAGUACUCUGAACGCGAAAGAGAAUCGUCCUUGAGAUUCUCCGUUCACCUACCGUUCACGCUUGCGUUUGACUCCGAGAUUCUGGCUCAACAGUUUACGCUGAUCGAAAAGGAUGCUCUCAAUGAGAUUGAUUGGAAGGAACUCAUUGACAUGGGCUGGAAGAAUGCUACCAACAACGACUCUCGGUCCUGGGUUGAUUUCCUUCGCAAUACGGAUGCUCAUGGCGUUGAGGUUGUUAUUGCGCGCUUCAAUAUCAUGGUGAAGUGGGCAUGCAGCGAGAUCGUGCUGACUCAAAAUAUUGAGGAAAGAGCACGAUGCAUCAUCAAGUAUAUCCACAUUGCUGCUCACUGCCGCCGAUACCGCAACUUUGCUACCAUGAGUCAGAUUGCCAUCGCUCUGACUUCGAUGGAGAUAUCUCGGCUCACAAACACCUGGGCGAUGGUACCGCCUUACGAUAUGCAGACUCUGCGGGACUUGGAAACUCUCAUCUCCCCAACCCGCAACUUCUACAACUUGCGUGCCGAGAUGGAAGUUGGCUCUGACACAGGCUGCAUUCCAUUCGUAGGCAUCUACACCCACGACCUUCUCUUCAACGCUCAACGACCCUCGGAGAUUGCUAGUUCCCCAACCACUGCACCGCUGGUGAAUUUUGAGAGGUGCAGGUACGCCGCGACCAUUGUCAAGACACUGUUGAGGCUGCUCGAGGCCAGCACACUCUACGAAUUCCAACCAGUGGAGGGUAUCACCGAGAGGUGUCUCUGGAUGAGCGCUCUUAGCGACGAAGAGAUUCGCAAGCACUCACAUCGUCUGGAGUAG
Colletotrichum fioriniae is the source of this 5217-nucleotide messenger RNA. NCBI's taxonomy places the organism in Eukaryota, Fungi, Ascomycota, Sordariomycetes, Glomerellales, Glomerellaceae. The record is from RefSeq and is a predicted model, not a curated record.